UGUCUUUUCUGAAAAUAAAAAUGAAAUUUCCAACAUCUAGAUCUUGAAAUUUCCCAGAUCAUAUUGAGUGAACGAAUGGUGGCGAAAAACGUUACCUGAUAGGAAAGUUUUAACUCCAGAAUUUAUAAACAAACAAUCGGAAUUAUAACUACAAAAUAAAAAAAUAUGCAUUUGAAAACCGCCAGCGAAAUCCUUGCUAUGUUAGUUCUGACAGUCACCGGUGACCGCGUGUUUCCAAUUUCUAUAUGGCAAUCCUCAUCUCACUCUCACUUGUGUGAAUGAGAAUUUUACUUGUCUUUUUCUAUGGUGACAAGUUUGCCCCACUAACCUCAUAAACAGCAUUUUGUUCGCACUUAAAUGGAAAAAUGCAAUUCUUUGAACCCGGGGUUGCUGAUCUUUUGCGAUGCACCCAGCGCGAUCAGGCAGUUAUCAGCGAUCUGGAGGGCCAGUUGCACUCGUUCCUCAAACAUUUGAACGCCCGCACUUACCACAGGAUUAGAAGGUCCGUGCCCCUUUUAGCCCGCUUCUGGUACUUUUAUAUGACCAGUGUGUACAAUCUGCAAACACUCGGCGAAGAGUACACGGGCACCUUGCGACUUACCCGAGACCGCAAGGUCCCUACAAAGUUGCAUCAACUUGUGUGGCUUAUUCUGCACAUUGGAGGCGAGCCGCUGGCUUUGAGGGCUUUAGGACAUGCCGAGUCAAUAGUCAAAAAGUCGCCCUCGCUGACCCAACCUGCGAAAGACGUGCUUCUAAAGUGUGUGGAGUGCUUCAAAGGGCAGGCUCCGCUGUUGAAAAGAAUACACCAUUUCCUGUUUUAUAUCAAUGGAAAAUACUACCAUAUCGCCAACCGAUUCGCUGGAAUAAAGUAUGUUCUGGUACGACAUUGGCUGCAAAGUGAUUCAUUUGCCGGAAGCUUCAAGCUACUGGGCAAACUGUCUUUGUUCUACAUACUCUUCAAUGGCAUCCAGCCCUUUUUGACGGCAGAGCCCCAGGGCCCCGACAAGACAGUACAAACCAUUACUACUCAGUCAGUGAAAUGUAUUGUAUGUGCAGAUCAGAUCCGGAACCCAACAGCUACGCCUUGCGGCCAUGUCUUCUGCUGGGCGUGCUUGUGCGACUCUUUAAACUACCAAAAAGCCUGUCCACUGUGCAGGGAAGAGGUUCAAAGUGAUCGGAUAAUAUUUCUGCAAAACUACGUCUAGUCGAGUUGAAGCACUUAUAAUUAAGGCUAUUCUGAGUAACUAAAGUCAAUACACCUGGACCCCAAUGAACAA
Molecule: messenger RNA, 1277 nt
Organism: Dendroctonus ponderosae (mountain pine beetle)
Lineage: Eukaryota; Metazoa; Arthropoda; Insecta; Coleoptera; Curculionidae
Product: peroxisome biogenesis factor 10
Exons: 3
Coding region: 366-1205 (279 amino acids)
Biological process (GO): protein import into peroxisome matrix
Cellular component (GO): peroxisomal membrane
Molecular function (GO): zinc ion binding
Source: RefSeq, a predicted model, not a curated record